AAACUACUCAUCUCUCUCCACCAAAAUAUCACAACUAUUUACCAGAUAUGCAUUUCAUGAACGUACGGGGCUUGGGCAAACAAUUAAUGUUGGUCGAACAACUUAUCUGAGGGAUUCACGGUCCUUAUAGGAGAAGCGUUACAAAUCGUCCUACCUUCAUCGACGACUCCAGUUUAAUCUACAGCGGUAAAUAACAGUUUAUCGGCGACAAACUCCGGCCACAUCCAAAGUAUUUCCUUCUGUUUUCAAUUUUAAUUUUCGUUGUCAACAUGUCUUCCCCUUCUACACCUGUCAAGGGGAUUUUUUUAGUUUCGCGGGAAUUUAAUUUUGUAUCCAACUAAUGCCAACCCAACGGUCCAUGAAAUUGGAAUUUUUGUUGCUAUUCUAAUGAUGUGCACUGGCCAAACCUAUAGCAAUCUGCAAAUACUUCUAUCUCUUUUGCGGUAUGAUUGUGUAGAGUUGGUCAAUUGUACGAAUUGCCUCAAGAUUCCAUUUUUGCAUAGUUAUUAAGACAUGAUUAUAAGUUCUGUACUGUUGCUCUGCUUCUUAUCUCCAAAACUAGGGUUUGUUUGCUUGUCUAAUAUUUUUAUAAAUUGAAGGCAACUCUGUGGUAGUAAUCAUUUAAGCUGUAAAUGGAUGUUAAACCACCCGACCAAUACUAUCUGUAACCUCACCCUUAGUUGCGCUUAGUAUGCCACAAUUUUGAGCACAAAUUAAGAGAUGACAUAUUCAUUAGUACUGUUCUAGGCUGAAAAUACAGAUGGUUGCAAUUAUCUAUUGGUCUAGUAACAGCAGCCAUUCAAUUGCUGUUGUUACUAUCUUACAAAUUAAGUUAAAAUUAUAACAGAUUUUUAUAUCAAUUAUCGUAUCAUUUUUUUAUCAUAUAAUUUUUUUAUAAUUAUUUGAUAAAAGACAUUUGUCCCCAUACAUUUAUGUUAAAAUUCCUAACUUAAGUGAAAUAUAUUCAUGCUCUAAGUCACAUGUUUGUUUGCUUAAUCAUAUGCUUGGAAAAAAUCUGUGUGGCUUAUAACAAAAUGCCCCUCCAUGGAUUUGAAAAUAAUCUUCUUUUUGUCCUAUACAUUCUUAUGCUUGAACAAAUGUUGGUGUGUGACUUUGUUCAAAAGACGGAUAUAACAUACAGCCUCUUACAAAAAUUGUCAUCUUAACUUGUUCUAGAGUCCGGUAAUUUGUACUCCUUAAUUUAUUUGUGGUAGCACUGUUGCACAUGUCUUCCUUAUAGGUAUUGGAGGUUUCAUUUGUAUUUGUUGAACCUACACUUGUUUGGCCUACAAUGUGUUAGUGAUUCAGCCCAUGAAUGCUACUAAGUGCAAAAUUGAAUCCCUCUCCUCUCCUACUAGCUGCACAUCUUAUUACUCUUCCAACUCAUCCAGCGGUUCAAAUAACUACCAACUAUGUAUGGGCAACUACAAUCACCAUCAUAAAAAUUCCAAAUUUCUGCUCUUAUGUGCAGCAGAUGAACGAGAAAUUGCAGUGGACUUCUACUAUGGACUUCAACUUCAUCACCACGUAUGUUGACUGGAAGCAAACGAAAAAAUGGGACAAUCACAAGACAGAUGACCAGAAUUACGAUAUGCUUGCCACAUAUUUGAGGGAACAUUUUGAGAUGCAAGUCACCGGGGGCCAGUGCCAGUCAAGAUUGUAUAGGUGCAAGAAGAAGUGGAAUGUGUUUUCCAAUCUUCAUGGUUUGUCAUCUAAACCUGAGACUAGGAUUGGUUGGGACGAAGAAAGUAAUUGCUUCACGUCCAGCGACGAGUAUUGGGCCCAAAUGGAAGCGAUAUGCGACUAUAUAUUUGCAUUCCUUUCUUCUGCUCAUCCUCCAUUUGUAUACCCAACUUGCUCAACAUGAAAAAUGUGCUCAAUUGCUUAUGCUAAAGCUGUACAAAUAAACGUGCAUGCUUUGAAAUACUUAUUAUGAAUCCAACCACUCGGAGUAAUGUUUGAGGCUGCAAAAUGACCUGUUUCAGCUCUGGAUUCGAUAUUACAUCAACGUACAUUCCUCCUAAUAGUCAUAAAUUUACUGGUUGGCCAUUAACUAACUCAUUGGUAUUCAUUUUUUAGGUAAACAAAGACUACAAAGACUUCAAAGCUCCUAGAAGUUGCUUUCUAUAUAAUAUUUAUACUCAAACAACUUUGGGAAAAACUGCAGCAGGCAACUACGCGCAGUUUGCAAGUCAACAAGUGCCCGAGGAUGAACACUGACGGCCACUUGCUGGAAUGCUACAAAAGAGCAAAGGAAGGGUCCAGCCUCAACUUCGGCAGGCCCUAGCUACCAGCAUUACCCUUGGGAAUGAGAGGACGUAUACUACGUACCUCCAGUACUAGGAGCGGCAUCUGGAAAGCGUCCCCUCUCAAGUCUUGGCACUACUGGUGAUUGUGAGGGAUCUAGAGGUACUAAAUCAACAAGAUCGUCUAGUGAUAGGAAAAGACUAGAUGAUGCAAUCAGCAAAAUCUCUCACGUCAACACCGCUUCCAUGGAGACAAAGCACAGUUGGUAUGAAGAGGAAGCAAAAUACAGUGUAUCGGUAGUGCAGGACAUCGUGAAGCACAUACAACUUCCAAAAUCAGUUAAGUUGAAAGCGACAAUGUACUUUGCCCAAAGAAGAAAUGCGGGACAAAGAAUUGCAUUCGUAUGCUUUGAUGAAGCCGAGCGCUAUAAUUAUAUUCAACUCAUCAUGGAGGAGCUUGGCAGUGGCAAGCCCCCAGAGUGAGCGUUCAUGUUCAAAAUGUUAUUGGAGAAAAAGGCUGAACAGUGUUUGGGCUAGGCUAACUGUCAAAAUUGGACUUCUGUCAAUUUGUUUUAUAAUGUUAAAAAUUCAAUUCCUGGGCUGAACUUUACUUGCACUGCCUCUUGGUUGCUUCUUGACUUAAU
Molecule: messenger RNA, 2890 nt
Organism: Coffea eugenioides
Lineage: Eukaryota; Viridiplantae; Streptophyta; Magnoliopsida; Gentianales; Rubiaceae
Exons: 3
Coding region: 1316-1867 (183 amino acids)
Source: RefSeq, a predicted model, not a curated record